UUAUUUUUAAAAUCCCACUGCUUCUCUAUUAAGUUUUGAUAGUACAAAGUAGAAACAGAGAGACUAGACUAGAGAGUAUACUCAAAAAAAUUCCAAGAGAGAGAGAGUGCGUGUGUAGCAAUGGCUUCGUCUCCAACUUCGUCGUGUAGUUCAUCGUAUUCGACUCCAUUUUCGUCGUCGAAAUUCUCUUCUCUACCAGUAAUGGCGCUCAGGGAGAAGAUCGUCGAGAAAAUCCUCGAAAAUCGCGUCACUCUUAUCGUCGGCGAGACUGGCUGUGGAAAGAGCUCACAGGUUCCCCAGUUUCUCCUGAGGGAGGGCAUGGCACCAAUACUAUGUACUCAACCUAGGAGAUUUGCUGUUGUAGCUGUUGCUAAAAUGGUUGCAAAAGCUCGUAACUGUGAAGUGGGAGAAGAAGUUGGAUAUCACAUAGGUCAUUCAAAGCACUUAUCAGCAACAUCAAAGAUUGUUUUCAAAACUGCUGGAGUUUUGUUGGAUGAACUGCGAGAGAAGGGAAUGAAUGCCCUGAAGUACAAGGUUAUUAUUCUUGAUGAAGUGCAUGAACGAUCUGUAGAAUCUGAUCUUGUUCUUGUUUGUCUUAAGCAGUUUCUGAUGAAGAACAAUGACCUAAGGGUGGUAUUGAUGUCUGCAACAGCAGAUAUUUCAAGAUACAAGGAUUACUUCAAGGAUCUUGGCAGGGGAGAACGAGUUGAAGUGCUUGCAAUACCUAGCUCUGACCAGAAAACCAUAUUUCAGCGAAAUGUUUCAUAUCUUGAACAGAUAACUGAAUUUCUUGGAAUAAGUUCAGAGUUAAAUUCUUCACAAUAUUGUCCUGGUCCAAGCCCUUCCAUGGCUGAUGCUGAUAUUAAGCCUGAUGUCCACAAACUUAUUCAUAAAAUGGUGUUGCAUAUCCAUGAGAAUGAGCCAGACAUUGAAAAGAGCAUUUUGGUUUUCCUCCCAACGUACUUUUCGCUGGAGCAGCAAUGGAACCUUCUGAAGCCACUUAGUUCAUCUUUUAAAGUUCACAUUUUACAUAGCAGUGUUGACACUGAACAAGCUCUCAUGGCCAUGAAGAUCUGGAAGUCCCAUCGUAAGGUUAUAUUGGCUACAAAUAUUGCGGAGUCAUCUGUGACAAUACCAAAGGUGGCGUUUGUUAUUGAUUCAUGCCGAUCUUUACAAGUUUUUUGGGACAGUAAUCGGAAAAAUGAAGCUGUAGAGCUUGUUUGGGUUUCCAAAUCUCAGGCUGAGCAGCGUAGAGGAAGAACUGGUCGAACUUGUGAUGGCCAGGUUUAUCGGUUGGUUACAAGAUCAUUUUUCAGCCAGCUUGAGGAUUAUGAGUGUCCAUCUAUACUAAGGUUAUCAUUGAGGCAGCAAGUGCUUCAGAUCUGUUGUGCUGAAUCUAGAGCUAUUAAUGAUCCCAAGGCCUUAUUGCAGAAGGCUCUGGAUUCACCAGAUCCUGAAGUUGUUGAGGAUUCACUGAACUUGCUUGUUCACAUGCGUGCAUUGGAGAGGACGCCUCUAAGAGGCCGGUAUGAGCCUACAUUGUAUGGACGAUUGCUUGCCAGUUUCUCAUUGUCUUUUAAUGCUUCUGUGUUGAUACUUAAGUUUGGACUCGUUGGAAUGCUGCGUGAAGGCAUUCUGCUGGGUACAUUAAUGGAUACACAGCCCCCACCCAUUCUUCGUCCUUUCGGAGAGGAACAUUUGUUUACUGAGUACAUCAACUGCUACUUUAGUGGAGAUAGCAAUGAUGAUGUCCAAAUUGGGCGAAAGGAGGUGGUACUCAUGGCAAACCUAUGUGCAUUUCAGUUUUGGCAACGUGUAUUCAAGGAUAAGCACCGUCUUGAAAAUUUGAAGCAACUUCUGAAGUUUGAUGAGAUAAAAGAUACAACAUUACUGCUGCCAAAGAUUGAGGAAGAAUGGUGCUCUUUCCAUAAUCUUUUGCAGUCAUCAUUACAUCAUGUCUCAGAAAUAUAUGAGGAUGUGUUAAGUUCAGUGCAUCGUUUUCGGCCCAAAUUUCUGGCUACAUCCAAUGGGCUGCCAUCCUACUAUGAUCCUUAUGAAUUUGAACAUACUUGCCUUCUCCAAUGUCAGUCAGAUGGAGAUACAGAUGCACUUGAUGACGACCAUCUUGAGCCAUCUAGUGAAAUAAGGAAAUGUGUUGCUGAACCAUUUGUUGCUUCCAAUAAUUUUCAGACCAAUGAUGUGGUUAAAAAUUUGGCAACUACUAUCAAAGAGAUAAGGGUUCUGUGCACAGAAGACAGAUCUGGUAACCAGCAUAUAAAUGCUGACGAUAAUGGUUCUCAUGUCAAUGGGGACGAGUCUCUAUGUGUAUAUUUUAUUAAAGGAUUCUGCAACAGGGGCAGUCAAUGCUUGUUUUCUCAUUCACUUGGAGCGAAGAGACCCAUAUGCAAAUUCUUCUUUUCAUUCCAGGGCUGUCGAAAUGGAGAUGCAUGUUUCUUUUCUCAUGAUCUGGGUCCAUCACCAUCACCAUUACCAUCACCAUCGGCAUCAUCUUCUAGCUCAGCUUUAUGCCUGCCAGAAGAUAGUGAUGCGAAUGCUGCUUCCCUUCUACGUUUUUUCCCUACAUCUUCAGAUGGAUGCAUUCUUCUAUUGGAUGACACAGAUUUACGUUUCUCCACAAAUCUUGCUCGCUACUAUGAUCCAUCCAAGAUAGUCUCAACAACAUGUUUGUCUGAUACAUACAUCUGCAAUCCAUCCUUGACAGGUGUCCGAAUUUUUUGGGGCCUUUAUCACCCAUGCCAUACCAUCCUUGCCAAAGGGGAGAAUCCAAUCCCAUGGGAUGAAGUGAAGUGUGUGCUAUGGUUUCCUAACUUAGAAAGUUAUAGUGAAAAUUUGGAUAGGCAAAAACUUCUCUUGCAGAAUUUUUUUGAAUAUCUAUCCAUUCGGAUAUUGGCUGGUGCCUUGUAUGAAGUGCGAGUUAUUCUUACCAUGAACAAUAUCCGAUUUUCACAACUACAGGUUGAAAAGUUGGGCAGAGAUUUCUUCUUCUUCCUUACUGAGUCAUUUCCGUUUGACAUAACAAGCUUUGGGGAGUUAACAGACUCAAUCACCACAAAGAAGCCAAUGUUGGUAUCGCGGGCCAUCUCUUAUGUUUUUGAUCUGCACCCACCUACUGACAUCCAGUUUGGUGAUUAUGCAGCUACACUGCAGAAGCGUCUGCUAGAUAUCCAGAGCAACCUUUAGAGGAUUUCCUGUGGGCCUCUACAGAAACUCAUUGUGUAAAAUAAGGAAUUAGAUUUUAGAUUUUACUGGUUGUAAAGUUAUUUGCUUUUGGCAUUGUAUAGUUAUAGCAGGAUAAGCGCAUUGUAAGAUUUUUGGGGCAGUUGAGAAGAUCUAUCUAUUCCUAUUUAUGCUGCUUCUGAAGGAAAUGAUGUUACAUUGAAAUUGCCCCUAUGUUAUUUUAUGGAAAACAGGUCUCGAUUUUUUUCA
Quercus robur (English oak) is the source of this 3447-nucleotide messenger RNA. RefSeq names its product DExH-box ATP-dependent RNA helicase DExH8. The record is from RefSeq and is a predicted model, not a curated record. Gene Ontology annotation, biological process: maturation of SSU-rRNA from tricistronic rRNA transcript (SSU-rRNA, 5.8S rRNA, LSU-rRNA). Gene Ontology annotation, cellular component: nucleolus; intracellular anatomical structure. The transcript is spliced from 14 exons. Gene Ontology annotation, molecular function: RNA binding; metal ion binding; ATP binding. NCBI's taxonomy places the organism in Eukaryota, Viridiplantae, Streptophyta, Magnoliopsida, Fagales, Fagaceae. The coding region runs from base 121 to 3201 and encodes 1026 amino acids.